Pichia membranifaciens NRRL Y-2026 is the source of this 1630-nucleotide messenger RNA. RefSeq lists its product as hypothetical. Gene Ontology annotation, biological process: N-terminal peptidyl-glycine N-myristoylation. The coding region runs from base 115 to 1485 and encodes 456 amino acids. The transcript has a single exon. Gene Ontology annotation, cellular component: cytoplasm. Gene Ontology annotation, molecular function: glycylpeptide N-tetradecanoyltransferase activity. The record is from RefSeq and is a predicted model, not a curated record. Lineage: Eukaryota; Fungi; Ascomycota; Pichiomycetes; Pichiales; Pichiaceae.
UUCUGAAAACAUGCCUAAAUGGAAGAGGAGCCGGAGAAGUCGGGAGGAUGCCUUGUAAAUGCUAAAAAAGUAUAAUCCUUGAGGUGGAAGUGGAACGUACUAUUGCUACCAAGAAUGUCUGACCAAAGUGACCCAAACAAGCCAAAGAAAACCAUAGCUGACCUUUUUCAGCAACUAGCACUUGCACAAGAGGAAGAACAGUCUCCAGCAGCACCUCCGAAACCGAUGGAAAGCUACAAGUUCUGGAAAACCCAGCCGGUGCCAAGCUUUGACGAAAAGGUGGAAAGCGAGGGGCCUAUUGACACCUCCAAGACGCCGGAAACUGUCCGACAAGAGCCAUAUCCGAUUCAUUCCUCGUUCGAGUGGACCACUCUGGACUUGGAAUCGGACCACGAUUUGGACCAGUUGUAUGAAUUGCUCUACGAUCACUACGUGGAGGAUCACGACGCCACCUUCAGGUUUGCCUACUCCAGAAACUUCUUUAAUUGGGCCCUGAAACCUACCGGAUGGAGACAGGACUGGCAUAUUGGUGUGCGUGUGAAGGACACGGGAAGGCUAAUAGCAUUCAUCAGCGGUGUUCCGUGCGAUUUGACUAUCAGAGGCAGGGACAUCAAGAGUGUCGAGAUCAACUUUCUUUGCGUCCACAAACAGCUCAGAUCCAAGAGAUUGGCGCCUUUGUUGAUCAAGGAGGUUACCAGAAGAGUCAACCUGCAGAACAUCUGGCAGGCAUUAUACUCAUCAGGCACGGUUCUACCAAGGCCAGUGAGUACUUGCAGAUACGGACAUAGACCUUUGAACUGGUCAAAACUAUACGAAGUAGGAUUCAGCUCUCUCCCUCCAAAUGAGACAAAGGCAAGCAUGGUGGCCAAGACCACGUUGGGCAGUGAGCCAAAAACCAAGGGUUGGAGGAAGAUGGAAGAAAAAGAUAUUUCUACUGUGUGGAAGCUAUAUGACGCAUGGAGAGACAGAUACGACAUCAGUCAGAUAAUGACAAAAGAUGAUAUCAAGCAUUGGAUUUAUGGCGGCCACCAGCAAGAUGGAAAAGUCAUCCAUACCUUUGUUGUUGAAGACGAAGAAACUAAGGAAGUUACUGACUAUAUCUCUUUCUACGUUUUGCCUUUCACUGUUCUACAAAAUCCAAAACAUAAACAAAUUGGAAUUGCGUACUUGUAUUACUAUGCGUCUACCGUCGGGCUAGGGAAAACUAACAAGGAUGAAGAGAAUCAAGAGCUUUUGAAGAAAAGGCUCAAAUCAUUGGUCAAUGAUGCGAUGAUUGAGGCUAAGAAAGUCGACAUCGAUGUUUUCAACGCCUUGAGUUCCCAAGACAAUACCUUGUUUUUGGAUGAUUUGAAAUUCGGCGCAGGUGAUGGCUUUUUGAACUACUAUGUGUUCAAUUACAGAACAAGUCACAUCGACGGUGGUAUGGAUGAAACCGACCAUGACUUCGGUAAGAAUGGUAGUGGUGUCGGUGUUGUUCUUUUAUAGUACAAUAAUUUACAUGUUAAUAUAUCCAUAGACAUCCUUAUGUAUUUACACAUGUUAUACUUUACUUUCGACAGAAAAGAGUAUAUCAGAAUACUUCCUCCACAGGGUAAUCUCUUGUGACAAAUCCCAUAACUUUACCACGUGA